AUGAAGGACGCUUCAUGCCCCAGCUCUCCAGCGCCCUUGAUGGCUGCGUGGAAUACCAAAUCACAGGUUCACUUGAUCGUGGGUUCGAACCCAAUCGCCGCCGCUCGUUGCGCAAAGAGUAUAGAAGUCGGCGCAAAGCCGAUCAUCAUUGCGCCGGAAACAGAUGACAUGCAUUUCACGCUUUCUGAACAUAUUUCAAAUGGCUCUGCUCAAUGGAUUCGUCAUGAGUUCCAGGAUAAGGACUUAACAACCCUGGGCAGGGAAGAAGUUGAUCACGUUGUGGACUUGGUCUUCGUGACCUUGGGUAGCAACAACUCUUUGAGCUCACACAUCUCAAAGCUCUGCCGACGCCUCAGGAUCCCCGUAAAUGUAUCAGAUGCACCGCAGCUUUGUUCCUUCACGCUACUGUCCACAUACUCAGACGGCCCUCUGCACAUUGGAAUCACGACAUCAGGUCGGGGGUGUAAGCUUGCUUCUCGGCUCCGGAGGGAGAUUGCCGCCUUCUUGCCUCAAAACCUUGGCACGGCCAUCGACAGACUUGGUGCCGUACGGCGACGAUUGUGGGAGGAGGACAAUGCCGCUGGAUUAGGAGACACAUACGAUGGGGAGGAUGAUGAUACCACAGCACAAAAACACACAUUCAACAACUUGGUCACAGAAGGCGAUGUUGUCGCCGCAAAGACGAGAAGAGUACGUUGGCUCUCUCAGAUCUGCGAAUACUGGCCUCUCCGAAAGCUCGUGUCCCUCACCGAUGCGGAUAUGGAUACAAUCCUGGAAGCCUAUUCAUCUGGGAAUGGCACUGCGAAUGGCACAGACGGUCUCAACACACCAUCUAGGAAGGGGAAGAUCGUCCUCGCCGGCUCUGGCCCUGGUCAUCCAGAUCUACUCACUCGCGCUACUUACAACGCAAUUCACAAUGCCGACCUUAUUCUCGCGGAUAAACUCGUCCCUGCCCCAGUUCUGGACCUGAUCCCUCGCCGAACCGAAGUCCACAUCGCGCGAAAGUUCCCCGGCAAUGCAGACCAAGCGCAGGAAGAAUUCCUGCAGAUGGGCCUGGCCGCUCUGAAUCAGGGACGGCAAGUCCUCCGCUUGAAGCAGGGAGACCCAUAUCUCUAUGGACGUGGCGCAGAAGAGUUUGAGUUCUUCAGAGCGGAAGGCUACUCCCCAGUCGUCUUGCCAGGUAUCACCAGCGCCAUGAGCGCAUCCUUAUUCGCCGAUAUUCCGGCAACCCACCGCGGCGUCUCCGACCAGGUCCUCGUGUGCACUGGAACCGGCCGAAAAGGGGCUGCUCCGAACCCUCCCACCUACGUACCCACUCAAACUGUCGUCUUCCUCAUGGCUCUCCACCGGAUUUCUGCUCUCGUGGAGUCUCUCACUUCCUUCCCCGCCGAAGAAGCUGGUUCGCAGUCGCGCAUACUCUGGCCUAAGGAGACACCCUGUGCAAUUGUUGAGCGGGCUUCAUGCCCAGAUCAGCGUGUCAUUCGCUCGACCCUCGAGCACGUCUGCUUGGCCUUUGAGGAGGCAGGGUCGCGGCCACCAGGGUUGCUGGUCGUUGGUGCCAGCUGCCACGUGCUGCACAACCCUCAUGGUCAACGAUGGGUGGUCGAAGAGGGAUUCCAUGGACUGGACGAGCUUCGCAGUGAGGUGGAUGCGAUCGGUGUUUCAUUGGACGAGAAGAACUGA
Penicillium bovifimosum is the source of this 1683-nucleotide messenger RNA. Its product is annotated as putative siroheme synthase. The record is from RefSeq and is a predicted model, not a curated record. Bases 1 to 1683 code for a protein of 560 amino acids. NCBI's taxonomy places the organism in Eukaryota, Fungi, Ascomycota, Eurotiomycetes, Eurotiales, Aspergillaceae. Gene Ontology annotation, molecular function: uroporphyrin-III C-methyltransferase activity. Gene Ontology annotation, biological process: siroheme biosynthetic process; sulfate assimilation. The transcript has 2 exons.